UGCAUUAUGUGGAACUCAUGUUCCCUCCAUAUUAGAAACUACGAAAAGGGGAAAGAAAUAGGAGGAUAGGAAGGACGUAAAUAGGGUCUCAACACAUCGAAAAAGACGGAGAACGAAUUUCAAGUCGGAGUGAGAGAAUAAAGCAAAGUACUAAAAGUUAGAAGGGGAGCAAUAGAGAGCAGGAAAACAAGUGCCUCUUCUGAUUAACGGUGUAACAAAUUAUUGGAUAUUUCCCUAUAUUGUCUGCGACGAACGUUUCACGAUGCCUAACAUCAAACUACAAAGCUCCGACGGUGAAGUUUUCGAAGUAGAUGUCGAUAUUGCAAAAUGUUCAGUUACUAUAAAAACUAUGUUGGAAGAUCUUGGGAUGGAUGAAGAUGAGGAAGAAGUUGUUCCUCUCCCAAAUGUUAAUUCUGCUAUUCUCAGGAAAGUAAUACAAUGGGCUACUUAUCACAAGGAUGAUCCACCUCCACCUGAGGAUGAUGAAAACAAAGAGAAGCGUACCGAUGAUAUAAGUUCUUGGGAUGCAGAUUUUUUGAAAGUCGAUCAAGGAACUUUGUUUGAAUUAAUUUUGGCAGCUAAUUACCUUGAUAUUAAAGGAUUGUUAGAUGUAACAUGCAAAACUGUUGCUAACAUGAUAAAAGGCAAAACACCAGAAGAAAUACGAAAGACAUUCAACAUUAAAAAUGAUUUCUCUGCAUCAGAGGAAGAACAAGUUCGUAAAGAAAAUGAAUGGUGUGAAGAAAAGUAA
Habropoda laboriosa is the source of this 751-nucleotide messenger RNA. It is a transcript of the gene SkpA, whose product is annotated as S-phase kinase-associated protein 1. Gene Ontology annotation, biological process: SCF-dependent proteasomal ubiquitin-dependent protein catabolic process. NCBI's taxonomy places the organism in Eukaryota, Metazoa, Arthropoda, Insecta, Hymenoptera, Apidae. The record is from RefSeq and is a predicted model, not a curated record. Gene Ontology annotation, cellular component: cytoplasm; nucleus. The transcript has 3 exons. The coding region runs from base 263 to 751 and encodes 162 amino acids. Gene Ontology annotation, molecular function: cullin family protein binding.